Molecule: messenger RNA, 885 nt
Organism: Aspergillus steynii IBT 23096
Lineage: Eukaryota; Fungi; Ascomycota; Eurotiomycetes; Eurotiales; Aspergillaceae
Product: BRCT domain protein
Exons: 6
Coding region: 1-885 (294 amino acids)
Source: RefSeq, a predicted model, not a curated record
AUGAAAGAACCAUUCAAGAAAGUUCAUCUGUGCUCUUUUGGCCACUUCGGUGGAAAUGGUGACAAGAUCCCUCAGUGGGAGGCAUUCAAGAGGAAUGUCGAGGCCGUGCGAAAGGCCAAGCGCCUCAAAGCCAAAAUCGUUUCCUACGACUGGCUCGAGGACUCAUUGAUGUCCAAGAGCCGAGCUCCCAAGCGCGAAGGACCGUAUCUUCUGGAAACCAUACUCAAAAACGAACAGAAAAGGGCCGACGCCAAAGCAAAGGCUCAAAAGGCUUCAAAGCAACAGGCGAAGACCAAGGCGAAACAGACCGUCAAAUCAAAAGACCCUUUUGCGGCUGGUUCUAGGGCUGUUAAGAAAGGCACUGCAACAACCGACUAUCACAUCUAUACAGACAAGGGUGUGACUUACACUGCGACGCUCACUCGUCCGACUAUUCAAGCGACUCGGGAGAAAUACCAGCUCAAGAUCUAUGAACUCGCCAGCGAUCCCAUCACUUACGCCACCCAUGUCAAAUACACGCGCACCGGGAAAUCCAAAAUUGAGCUCAUAGCUCCAAUUGGAAGCACUCUGUCAGUCGCUAUGUCGGCAUUCAAACAAUUUUUCGAGGAACAGACCGGCAAGAGAUGGGAGGAUCGACUGAACGGUCUGGCACCCGAGCGCAAACGAGACAGUGAUGGCAACACUCUUCCAAUAUCCGACGGCUGGUUUUACCAUGAGCAAAAUACUAGCAUCAUUUCUAACUAUCUCCGGGAAGGGCCUCGGGCUGACGAGGCGUCGACAGUGACCGCUUCGGACGACAGUACAGACGACGGUACAGCCGGCGGGGAUGAAGAUGCAGAAUCACAGUCCAUCGGGGAAAUGAUGGCCAUACACGAUGAGAAUUAG